GUGACAUUGCAGGUGAGUCGGUAGGGGGAAUGAACUUCGAAAGAUUUUGCCUUCCAUCUUAGACAAGGGCCCCCAUCUCAAUCUGGAGCUUUCUAAACCGCUGAUCGACACAUUGCUUCCAACACGGUUCGUACGCGAUGACCGUAGGAUCCGCACUGUGAUCACAACAACGUACAUCGCGGCUUAUUGAAUCAUACCCCGGAUUUAGGAGGGGUCUUAUCUCUCAAGCGCACUUUUCUCUGUUCUCUCUAUUUCUACUCUCUCUCUUGAGGACCUCGCGAAUCUCUCUCUGUCUCUCUGUUGCUUCAACGGAUUCCAGGGUUUACUAGUUCUUCGAUCGAGAAGAAGGAAAACUAUCCUGGUUGACGACUACUAAGUCUUCAAAUGUGAUAGUGGUUGCAUAAACAGAGUUUUUGUUCUGCAGUUCUCUGUUGUUGAGCACAAUAUGGCUUACGAAGAAGUUUUGAAGGCAGUAUUUCCUCUACUAGAUGGUACGGACCUUGCUUCUUGUAUGGUUGUCUGCAAGCAGUGGAGAGACAUAGCUCGAGAUGAUUACUUCUGGAAAUGUGUCUGUGCAAGGAAGUGGCCUUCAGUCUGCAAGCGACCGUCCCCUCCCACUUCAUCCUACUACAAGCUAUUCCAGACCUUCUACAACUAUAAGCGCCAGCAUCAUCGAACUCUCCUCCCACCUCGACUGUCAUUCGAUGAUUUGGAAUUUUACAUUGACAUUUGGAAUGAGGAGAGAUUAAUUUUCUCCGAAAUGGUCUCAGGCCGUGUUCUCCAGACUGGAUUCAAGACUCCACCGCCUGGAAUAUGUAACUUGCUUAAGCUAUACCUGGAUGGCCCCGAGUACAAGAUGACAUUGCCUGUUGAUCCAAGGUUCACUGUACCUUCUGGCCAUACUGUGAGUGUCUCUGUGCUUGUGAGACGCAAGGAUUCCAAUAGGAUUGCUUGCAUAAUAAACAAAUCCUUGUUUGAUUAUAUAGAUCGAACCUCAUUUAGAGCCCUCGCAUUUGAUUAUCUCGACUUCUCGCCACUUCACCCCUUUGUUUCGGGAGUCAGGGCGUGGAUUGCUUUGCUUUUCAUGGAAGAUGGAAAUGAUGGAGCCAUUGAUGUAUUUGCUAUUCAAAUGGAUUUUUGUGAUGUUGCAAGCUCCGAAGAAGAGGUUUUGUGGCUGUUGGACAUGCUUGAUUGGAAGUGAAGGGUGGAACUUCGUUCCUGAAGCAAUAAAAAACGUAGUCCAACUGCUGGGAAGUUGCAUUUCGUUGCCUUCAUUUCAAAGACUCUCAUUAUUGGUAUCAUUCUUUUGCAUCUUUAAAACUUGUAUAUAUUCAUCAACAUGUUUUCUUGAAUAAAAGUGGACAAUUUUUAUCUUUGCUUC
This is a messenger RNA of Malania oleifera, 1381 nucleotides long. RefSeq names its product F-box protein At5g39250. The coding region runs from base 446 to 1201 and encodes 251 amino acids. Lineage: Eukaryota; Viridiplantae; Streptophyta; Magnoliopsida; Santalales; Ximeniaceae. The transcript has 2 exons. Gene Ontology annotation, molecular function: protein binding. The record is from RefSeq and is a predicted model, not a curated record.